AUGGGUCAAGUUGCUAAGAUAGCGCACAACUACAUCACCCUCGCCAACAACCUGGUCGCAACGGAAGGAAUGGCAAUCGGGCUCAAAUACGGAAUCGACAAGAAAGCUCUCUUUAAGUGCAUCAGAGAGGGAACUGCGAAUUCUUGGGUGAUGGGACUCGAGCAGCCGGUCCCUGGUCUUGUUCCCGAGGCCCCGUCUAGCAACAAGUAUAAGAGAGCGUUUGCGCCGGCGCUCAGUGUGAAAGACCUUACUAUUGGUAUCGAGGCUGCGAAAAAGGUUGGCAUUGCGCCGACGGCGGGUGAAGCUGCUAUCAAGGCGUUUAGAGAGGUUGAUGCCGAUCCGAGGACGCAUGAUCUGGACCAUACUUCCCUUUGGCUACAUGUUUACGGUAAUCUAGAUGAAUGGGCACAGGAGAAUCUUUAA
Molecule: messenger RNA, 423 nt
Organism: Fusarium odoratissimum NRRL 54006
Lineage: Eukaryota; Fungi; Ascomycota; Sordariomycetes; Hypocreales; Nectriaceae
Exons: 2
Coding region: 1-423 (140 amino acids)
Biological process (GO): L-valine catabolic process
Cellular component (GO): mitochondrion
Molecular function (GO): 3-hydroxyisobutyrate dehydrogenase activity; NAD binding
Source: RefSeq, a predicted model, not a curated record